ACUCUUUCCACCACAAUGAACAUCUUCAAGAGUAUAAUCGGCAACUUCUGGCAGGACCCUAAUGCCAAAGAGAUCUGCUCGAUUCCGGGUGGCACUCUUUAUAUUGUCCGGCCAGGCAACAUCCGGACCUCCCGUGAAUGCAUCUAUCCAGAAGCGAUGGCGGCGAUUCGACGCGUGUCCAGCGUCGAGCAUCACUUCCAGCUUGUCGUAACACGGGUUUACGAGGACGGAGACCAGGAGCUGCUUGAGGACGAAGACGAAACGGACGCGGAGAAGACGUUUCUCAUCGCCGAAGAGCUGGAGUUCCGGAUCGGUGAAACCGAUGGCGAGCCCAACUUUACUUGGCGGGAUCUUCAGGGCGAUGUGGACGAAUUCUACGAGUUCACGACAGCAGCGACCAACGCCCCAACGCGUGCCUUCUUCGAGGUUUGCAUGUAUAGGGCCAUGUACGAACGGAAAUAUCGGGUCGCAGCGGACAAAGACAAAGUGACCGAUAAAGACUUGGAGGAGUUCGUGUGGAAAGCUCCUGCUGAAACAAAGCCAGCUCAAAGGAAGAAGGUCAAAGGAGAAGAAGCCUAUACGAAAGGCUCGCCUCUACUUGAUUUGCCUGUUGCAGUCGAGAAAGAGACCGACUUAUUUUAUUGGGACCAUGAACAGAACGCAUUUGUUGAACAUGGGCCCGUAACUGCCAGGGUUCUCAAAGGCGAUGCGUUCAACAGCUGGCUCACGGCUUCAUCUGGCGAUGACCAACUGCUCGCUCACAAGAUUUCGUCCGACAUGAAUCAGCGCUGGUCGACCAAGAUGCGGUCUUUGACCUGGAAUCAUCGCGGCGACGAUCAGAAUAUGACCAGCUGGGUGUUGAGGUUCCGCAGUCUAGAAGACUUUGAAGUAGUGCAACCCAUCUUCACCCAAGCAUUAUGGGAGAUGUUGUACCAGACGGCUUGGGGGAAAAUGAAGCCGGAUGAACAGAACUACGUGUUAAGUUCGAACACGGAGGAUGUUGAGAUGGCGGAUGUUUCCGACGAGGAAGAGGAAGAAGAACAAAUCGAGUCUGAACUAGUACCGGAUGCAUCAGAUUCUGAAUCGGAAGAGGAAGAAGAAGAGGAAGAGGAAGAGACAAUGCCAAAGGGUGAAGUCAAUUCUCAACUGACUGUGGGGUACAAAGGCGACCGAUCCUAUGUCGUGCGAGGAAGUAACAUUGGCUACUUCACCCGCGGCAAUGACCAGAAAACCAUCAAAUACGGCGGUACCAUCGCUAGUAAAACCACCAAGGGCAAGGAGUUCAAGCCCUCUCAAAUCAUGCUACACGACCAGGACACCAAGCUGAUUCUCAAGAAUCCCGGCGACCCUCAUACGCUCUAUAGCAUGGAUUUGCAGCAGGGCAGGAUCGUUGAAGAGUGGAAAGUCCACGACGACAUUACUGUCGACCAUAUAGCGCCAGAAAACAAAUUUGCGCCAACUACUCAUGAACAGACCCUCGUUGGCGCGUCACACAACGCGUUAUUCAGGAUCGAUCCUCGUGUGUCGGGCACCAAGAUGGUCGAGAGCCAGUUCAAGCAAUAUGUCAGCAAGAACAAAUUCUCAGGAGUCGCCACCACGAAAGAGGGCAAGCUCGCCGUUGCGAGCGAGAAGGGAGACAUUCGCAUGUUUGACUCGAUUGGCAAGAACGCAAAGACCGCCUUGCCGCCUCUGGGUGAUCCAAUUAUUGGUAUCGACGUCACUGCAGAUGGACGAUGGAUCGUGGCCACCACCAAGACAUACUUGUUGCUUAUUGACACACUUAUCGGCGAAGGAAGAUACGCUGGUAGCCUAGGCUUUGACCGCAGCUUCCCGGCUACUGCCAAACCAGUUCCUCGUCGACUCCAGCUCCGAGCAGAACAUGUUGCAUUCAUGGGCCACGACAUCUCAUUUUCUCCUGCAAGGUUCAACAUGUCCGAAACACAGACGGAGAACGCGAUUGUGACUUCAACCGGCCGGUUUGUGAUUGCCUGGGACUUCAACAAAGUGAGGAAGGGCAUGCUGGACAAGUAUGAGAUCAAGCGGUAUGAAGAUGUCGUGGUGCAAGACAACUUCCGGUUUGGGGACGACCAGGAAAUUAUUGUUGCGAUGGCAAACAAUGUCGUGUCGAUGAAUAAGCAGCAGCUUAAACGGCCCACCCGUAUGUCGCUCGGCGCCCCGAGACGGAGCUCCCGCAGUCAUUCGGCCAUUGUCAAUGCGCCUUAUUAG
Messenger RNA from Mycena indigotica, 2226 nucleotides. RefSeq lists its product as uncharacterized. Gene Ontology annotation, cellular component: cytoplasm; nucleus. The transcript has 11 exons. The record is from RefSeq and is a predicted model, not a curated record. Lineage: Eukaryota; Fungi; Basidiomycota; Agaricomycetes; Agaricales; Mycenaceae. The coding region runs from base 16 to 2226 and encodes 736 amino acids.